AUAUUUCAUUAUCAUGGUCGGAAAUCUUGUACCUGUGAAAACAAAGCAACGGGCAAAUGUUGUCCACAAAUGAAAAGGAUCCACAAUGCUUGUACGGCUGAAUUUUUUUACGAGCUCUAUUCCAGUUAUUGUUUUUCCCCCUUUUUUGAUAAACGAUGCUGACGUGGAGGGAGGCCUACCAAAGUUGGAUAACUGAGGCCCACAGCCAAAUACACCACAGGUGUAAACAUUUCUUAGCCAAAUACCCCCGUGUUGCUUGCUUCCCAAAUUCCAAUGCCGAUUUGAGUUAGAGAACAAAACAAUGGCCGCCAACAGCUUGUUGAGGGUGCCAGUGGCACCCGUGAGUGAGAGCAGAGGUAGAAGUAGCCCUACCCUGAGCCUGAGCUUCACUUCAGCGGUGAAUUGGAAAUGGAAGAGGAGAGACUCAAAGCGGAAGGAAGUGAUAGUAGGGGUGGGAGUGGGGUUGCCCUGCACAGUGAUGGAGUGUGGGGACAUGAUAUACAGGAGCACGUUGCCGCAGGAGGAAGGGAUCAACAUAACGCCGCCGGGGGUCUUUUUGGCAAUUUUGGCCGCCUCCUAUUUGUGGGCAACCCCUGGAGUGGCGCCUGGUUUCUGGGAUAUGUUCGUCUUGGCACCUCUUCAACGCUUUUUCCGUCCCUCUUUGAGAAAGGAUGAUUUUGUUUUUCAAAAGAAACUUGGAGAGGGAGCAUUUGGCGUAGUUUAUAAAUCUUACCUAACUAAGAAGUUACAAGCAAAGGAUGAUGCUUUGGUAGUGAAAAAAGCAACUGAAUAUGGUGCUGUGGAAAUAUGGAUGAAUGAACGAGUUCGUAGGGCCUGUCCCAACAGUUGUGCUGAUUAUGUUCAUGGUUUCCUUGAGAGUUCAACAAGAAGCAAAGCAGAAGAAUAUUGGCUUGUCUGGCGUUAUGAAGGUGAUGCCACACUGGCAGAUCUUAUGCUGAGUAAAGAGUUCCCCUACAAUGUUGAGAGGAUGAUUCUUGGAGAGGUUCAAAACAUGCCUAAAGGCAUAGAAAGAGAAAACAGGAUAAUUCAGACUAUCAUGCGUCAAAUCUUAUUUGCCCUUGAUGGACUGCAUUCUACGGGAAUCGUUCAUAGGGACAUCAAGCCCCAGAACAUUAUAUUUUCUCAAGAUUCCCGUGCCUUCAAGAUCAUUGACCUUGGUGCUGCUGCGGACUUGCGGGUGGGUAUUAAUUAUGUACCAAAGGAGUUUCUAUUGGACCCAAGACUGAGAAAUCUAAGUGCAGGCAAAGAUGAUUACUUGAAAUUUGAGCUGCGGAAUACAGACAUGAGCAUCGCGAAUGUCCCGUGGCGAGCAAUGAUCGCAGAGGUGCCGACGAUUGCCUUAGACCUGGUAGAAAUCGAGAACAAUUCGCCAGUGCUCAAUGACGAAUUCAUCGUGCACAGGUUGGGCCUCAUCCCACUCACCUCCAAGCGUGCAAUGGAGAUGAGCUUCUCGUGUGACUACGACCGGUGCGAUGGCGACGCGCAGUGCGAUAACUGUUCUGUUGAAUUCACCCUCCUCGCCAAAUGCGACGGUGACCAGACCCUCGAUGUCACCAGCUUAGACCUCAUGUCCUUUGAUCAACAAGUCAUUCCUGUUGAUGUCGCCAACCGUGCUACCGACGACUACGACCUGACUGAACGAAGGGGCAUAAUCAUAGUUAAACUUUGAUGCGGUUAGGAAUUGAAGCUUCGUGCCAUAGCCAGGAAGGGUAUUGGCAAGGGCCAUGCCAAAUGGUCGCCGACUGCAACGGUUACUUUCAUGUACGAGCCUGGUAUCGAAAUGCUGACGGCAAGUGGAGUUGCUAUGGACAUCUCUGUCCAUUUUAACAUUCUAUAUUCGAAUUCUUCAUUCGGGGAGGAGAACAUGUUGUGGAGGAUUCUCUUCGGCGAUUGUAACAUUUUACUAGCAAAAUCUGUGAUAUGGAGGCGUCCUCUUGUUUUCGGCAUUUUGGUGGUACUCCAGCCAAAACUUGUUAUCCCAAUGGAGUACCAAAUUGCUGUCAACUCCGGAAUAGAGUAUCGCUCGACACACCUCUAUAAAUUUAUAGGGACUUUGGUUGCUUAUUUGGUGGUACCCAUGCGAUCUUUAAGUCAAGAUAGCUGGAAGAUAGUAGCUGCUCUAAUGAGAAGGCAUAUUGGUGGAGUUGUUAAUUAUGUUGCAGUUUCAGAGGCUCUUGGUGUGUCUUCAUUAGUGUUGACAACAAGACUGGCUGCAGAUAAUUUGGUCUGUGCAAUUUACUUCACAACACUUUUUGCACUGGCUUCUAGAAUACCUCCUAAAAUUUCAACAACUGCCAAUGGAUGA
This is a messenger RNA of Cryptomeria japonica (Japanese cedar), 2326 nucleotides long. Its product is annotated as serine/threonine-protein kinase STN7, chloroplastic-like. Lineage: Eukaryota; Viridiplantae; Streptophyta; Pinopsida; Cupressales; Cupressaceae. The transcript is spliced from 8 exons. Gene Ontology annotation, biological process: protein phosphorylation; DNA-templated transcription. The record is from RefSeq and is a predicted model, not a curated record. Gene Ontology annotation, molecular function: DNA-directed RNA polymerase activity; ATP binding; protein kinase activity.